This is a messenger RNA of Coregonus sp. 'balchen', 23151 nucleotides long. Lineage: Eukaryota; Metazoa; Chordata; Actinopteri; Salmoniformes; Salmonidae. The record is from the annotation of a GenBank genome assembly.
AACAGAAACCAGCUAGAGAGUGAGAGAGACCAGUUACUGAGUGAGAGAGACCAUUUACAGAGGGAGAGAAAUCAGUUACUGAGGGAGAGAUAUCAGUUACUGAGGGAGAGAGACCAGUUACUUAGUGAGAGAGACCAGUUACAGAGGGAGAGAGACCAGUUACUGAGUGAGAGAGACCAGUUACAGAGGGAGAGAUAUCAGUUACUGAGGGAGAGAGACCAGUUACUUAGUGAGAGAGACCAGUUACAGAGGGAGAGAGACCAGUUACUGAGGGAGAGAGACUAGUUACUGAGGGACAGAGACCAGUUACUGAGGGAGAAAGACAAGGUACUGAGGGAGAGAGACCAGUUACUGAGGGAGAGAGACCAGUUACUGAGGGAGAGAGACAAGUUACUGAGGGAGAGAGACCAGUUACUGAGGGAGAGAGACCAUUUCCUGAGGGAGAGAGACCAGCUACUGAGGGAGAGAGAUCAGUUACUGAGGGAGAGAGACCAGUUACUGAGGGACAGAGACCAGUUACUGAGGGAGAGAGACCAGUUACUGAGGGAGAGAGACCAGUUACUGAGGGAGAGAGACCAGUUACUGAGGGACAGAGACCAGUUUUCUGAGGGAGAGAGACCAGUUACUGAGGGACAAGACCAGUUUACUGAGGGAGAGAGACCAGUUACUGAGGGACAGAGACCAGUUACUGAGGGACAGAGACAAGUUACUGAGGGAGAGAGACCAGUUACUGAGGGAGAGAGACCAGUUACUGAGGGAGAGAGCCCAGUUACUGAGGGACAGAGACCAGUUAACUGAGGGACAGAGACCAGUUACUGAGGGAGAGAGAACCAGUUACUGAGGGACAAGACCAGUUACUGAGGGAGAGAGACCAGUUACUGAGGGACAGAGACCAGUUACUGAGGAGAGAGAAGUUGAGAGAGACCAGUUACUGAGGGACAGACAAGUUACUGAGGGAGAGAGACCAGUUACUGAGGGAGAGAGACCAGUUACUGAGGGAGAGAGACCAGUUACUGAGGGGGAGAGGGUCAGGGUCAGUGUUCUGACCAAUGAGAAGGUAGAGCUGGAGAAGAGGCUCUCUGAGUGUGGAAAGUAGUCAAGUCAGUCACUAGGGCUGCAUCCCUCUUCUCUAUCCUUCCUUCUCCUGAAGUGUGCACUUGAAGUGUGCACUUAGACAUCGGCUGCAUUCCGAUUCUCUACCCUUAACCAGAAGUGUGCAUUGGAUUGGUGCAAGCAUGGCUGGAGGGAGUUUCCACAAUAUUCCUCAAUCUAGUUCAUUUACAUUCCUGAGGGGGAAUGCAAACUUUGGGAGAAGUGUAGAGAAUCAGAAUUUAUCCAAAGUCCACCCCAGUCGUGGAUUUGGCAACAGUUAAUUCCAACGUUAGAAUAUGUUGUUCAAUACGUGAAACAUACAGUAUAUUUCUCCAAGAGAGCUAAACAGUUGUUGGAAAAUCGGGAAAACCUGUCCUGAAGGGAACUCUACUUUCUGUCCCAGUAAUCUCUACUUUCUCCAGAUGUGUGCACUUGUUCACUUCCCUUCAUGAUUUGAAUGGAAAUGACUGGUAUAUGGUAAUUCCCUGUAGUGCCCAUCCCUACACCAACCAAUACUUUUAUAUUUGUGGGAAGUAGUGGACAAAUAAACACUUCUGAAGAAAGGAGAUAUUAUUGGAACGCAAUCCAGAUUAGAAUAUUGAAAAACCAAUAUGGUGGACGCUGUGUGUUGUAUGUAGAUACUGGAACAGUACUGGAAGAGAGGGACAUGGCAGUCCCAACGAUGAGGACUGUGUUGAGGUGUCCUGAAGGAUGGAGGAUUUUGGGAUCCAGCUGUUACUUCCUGUUUACUGAGAGCAGACUGGACUGUUUGGAGAGAGGAGUAGACCUGGUGAUCAUAAACAGCAAGGAGGAACAGGUGUGUGAGAGAGAGAGAGAGAGAGAGAGAGAGAGAGAGAGAGAGAGAGAGAGAGAGAGAGAGAGAGAGAGAGAGAGAGAGAGAGAGAGAGAGAGAGAGAGAGAGAGAGAGAGAGAGAGAGAGAGAGAUUUAUGAAUCAGGUAAAUUAUUAAUACUCACAUUUCCCACACACUUCUCAAUAACUCUUCACACUGAUGCCUAUAUGGCCAUUGAGUGCAAGCCAUCACAUGACUUCCUUAUGAACGAUGCCACUAACAGUAUAACCUUACAGAGUAUAACUUCCUGCUACAAGUUGAUUGGACCCUUAAAACGUUCUAUCAACUGUAGUGGACCACAGACAGAGAUAAAAGGUACCUGGUGGAGAAGCACAUUAGACCAACUUCUCAACUACUUGUCAGUACAGUUAGUAUCAUACAGUAGAUAUUACCAUUAGGAGUCAGUUAGAAAGGUAAUCAUACAGUAGAUAUUACCAUUAGGAGUCAGUUAGAAAGGUAAUCAUACAGUAGAUAUUACCAUUAGGAGUCAGUUAGAAAGAUAAUCAUACAGUAGAUAUUACCAUUAGGAGUCAGUUAGAAAGGUAAUCAUACAGUAGAUAUUACCAUUAGGAGUCAGUUAGAAAGGUAAUCAUACAGUAGAUAUUACCAUUAGGAGUCAGUUAGAAAGGUAAUCAUACAGUAGAUAUUACCAUUAGGAGUCAGUUAGAAAGGUAAUCAUACAGUAGAUAUUACCAUUAGGAGUCAGUUAGAAAGGUAAUCAUACAGUUAGGUCAGAUGGAUGACUACAUCAACAACCAGGUAACUGAAGAAAAUGAGAACAGAGCAACGAGGAGAGUGAAGACUGAGACCCAUCACUCAGGUAACAACUAAGAAAGCUCUCUCACACACAUAUUCAGAAGUAUUAAAGCGGCAAUAUGCACUUCAAACAUAAACAAAGCGUUCACCCCGCCACUGACUUGGUAAACAACUGAGGAAUGGGGCUGGACUAUUGGUGCAAGGACUAGGGCUGUAGCGGUCAUUACAUUUAGUCAGCUGUUGAUUGGUCAAGCAAAUAACUGCAGGUCUCACGGUAAUUGACCGUUAAUUAACAUAAACACUUUUAGCAUCUCCUGGCUUCCACGCGUCGCCUACAAGCCACUGAUGCAGACCUUUGGAACAUCUACAUUUUAAACGUCUAAUAAAUCCAUUUAAUAUAGCCUACACCGUCACAAUGAAUCCAUUAUUAAUUUUAGGUCUAAAGGUCUAAAGAAACAUGAUAUGAUGAAAAUGUAGUCUAUUUCAGAAGAACAGAAUAGCAUACUCUGAGUUGUCCUUAUGUUAGGCCCUGAUGUGGCUAUGCCAUAUGGCUGUGGGCUACACUAGUUCAUUUAGCAGACAAGAUUUGAUUUGUUUAUUAUUUUAUAGUAUGACGAAUACAAUUGAACAUACUUAAUAAAAUAGAAAGGAUAUUUUCUCCAAACGAUUUGAGGGAGUGAGCACAUGCAGCUAUUCUGUGUUGAGUGGUUAACAUAGAAACAGUUAAGAAGUAGGCUACAAGUGAAUGAAGUCAGACACAUCGGGGACGCAACUGCACGCGUCCCUCUUAUCGAAUUCUGAGGCGCAUAUUGAAGAUGUUAGAACUGUCCACAUUUAGCCUACUUUUCGUCAGCCAACAAGAUGAGAACAGCAAAAACACUAGCCCAUGUCCAUCUACUAUCACCCAUAGUACAAAAGUUGACCUAUUCUAUUGGUCAACUUGUCCUUCUGCGCAAUAAAUAAAUAUUCCAAACAUACUCUGGGACAGUUGUGGGAUGCGAUAGAUCCCAAAUUAAUACAACCACUCGCAUCAAAACAACUUUAAAAAGCAAUGAGGCUGAUGCAACAGAUCAGAACGCUUAGCUUAAAAUGUUGAUAAACUAUUAGGCUAUUUGUUCAUAUUAUAAGCGCAGCAAUGCACACACGACAGUAGGCUAUAAGCGCGAAUGUUCCGAAAUGCAAUCAGUUAGAGGGAACUGCGUGCGCUUUUCUUGUGUAUUCGCACUGUGUUUGUGCGUAAUUGUUUGCGCCACCCGGUUGGGUUGGCGACUCAUUUUGUUCACGUGUUUUGGAACAUUACUAAAGACGUUUGAAGUCAUCCUGGUUCCUGCGCUUGAUUCCUUCCACUCAUCCACACACACCACUCUGACAACCGUUUAGAAAUGAAAGCACUUUUUGUACAUAGUCCCCCCAUUUUAGGGGACCAAAAGUAUUGGGACAAAUUCACUUAUAUAUAUUAAAGUAGUCAAAAGAUUAGUAUUUGGUCCCAUAUUACUAGCACGCAAUGAUUAGAUCAUGUGACUCUACAAAAUUGUUGGAUGCAUUUGCUGUUUGUUUUGGUUGUGUUUCAGAUUAUUUUGUGCCCAAUAGAAAUUAAUGGUAAAUAAUAAAUUGUGUCAUUUUGGAGUCACUUUUAUUGGAAAUAAGUAUAUAAUAUGUUUCUAAACACUUCUACAUAAAUGUGGAUGCUACCAUGAUUACAGAUAGUCCUGAAUGAAUUGUGAAUAAUGAUGAGUAAGAAAGUUACAGACUCACAAAUAUCAUACCCCCAAGACACGCUAACCUCUCACCAUUACAAUAACAUGGGAGGUUAGCAUUUUUGAGGUGGUAUGAUAUUUGUGCAUCUUUAACUUUAACACGUAAACACACACGGACACACGCACACACAAACAUAUUUAAAGUUCCCCUUUAAAACUUCUGAUUAAGAUGCAGACAUAGACUUCUACCAUUUCCGUCCCCUUCACCGUGGAAACGGCCAACUGAACCGCAGCAACCUUUACCGUCCGAGCCACCAACGAUCACAGCUUCACUUCCUCUUCCCUGCCAUCAUCUCCAUGGUGACUGGGGGCUGCGCGGCCAACGGUACGGUGAGCCUCCUGACGCCCGCCAGCACCCAGUCAGGAACGGACGCCACCCUGACCAUCGAGGCCGAGGCCGCUGGAGCUGCAUACUUGAACAACGCAUUCCUGCGUCUCUCUGUUGUCAGCAAGGUAAGGGUCUUGUUUCUAAACUCUAAAAUGGCCUCCUUUUCUCAUAUCAUCUCUCCCUCACAGCCACUGAUUUGAAGGGAAUUGGUUGCUGUAAGUUACCAGUUGUUAUCAGCUACAUCAGUUGUCUGACUAAGCUCUCUCGCUCUCUCUCUAUCUAUCCCCUCUCCCUAUUCCCACCUUCUCCUCCAUCCCUCCCUUCCUCCCUCCCUCCCUCCCUCCAAUCUCACUCUGACAGCCACAUCUUCUCUCUCUGGGUUUUUAACCCUGUAGGUACUGGUAUGAUCAACAGCCUGAUAAUGCAGGUCCUACUGGGGAGGAGGACUGUGCUGAGAUACACAACGAUCAGCAUCCUCUAAAGGCAUGGAAUGACUUGUCAUGUGACAGCAAACUCAACUGGAUUUGUGAGAAAGUGGUUUAACAUCCACCAUGACAACAUACUGUAACAAUACAGUAGCAUACAGUGCACACAACUUCCUCCUUCAUUCUCUCUCUCUCUCUCUCUCUCCUAUCGUCUCUCUCUCUGCUCUCUCUCUCUCUUCUCUCUCUCUCUCCUCUCUCUCUCUCUCUGUCUCUCUCUCUCUCCCACAAUGAGUCCUACUUAUUUCCUGUUUGUAGUUUCCUGUGUACCAGUAGUUAUGUUUCACACAUCAUCAGAGGUCAACAUGAAUUUAGUACAUUUGUGAAGGCACAGAGACAGACACAGGGGCAAACGAUUAGGACAGAAACUGAGAAUAGACUGAAAAACACAAACAGUGGAUGGAGAUGUCUGAGGCCAUUCUAUGCUGAGCCAGAUAUGACCGAGAAGGUCAAGUUUGACAGAGGUGAGAUGGAGGAGAGGAUUGUGGAUAUAUAUGUCAGUGCAGACACCCUGAGAGACGGUGAGACCAGCACAAGAGAGAGAGACAGCAGACACUGCUCCGAAUAAUGGACCAGGAGACCAGUACUCAGGUAACCACAACACAACACACACACCACACACACACACACACACACACACACACACACACACACACACACACACACACACACACACACACACACACACACACCACACACACACACAUACACACACAUACUCACACACACACAAACGUAAACGUCUCUUGUAUGUGUCCACAGAGCCUGAUAGCUCAGGGAAGAGACCCUUCCUAGUUGCUGCAGUGUGUCUGGGGCUGCUGUGUGUUCUACUGGCUGGGAUCAUAGGCCUGUCUGUCUACUGUGAGUUUGUGUCCAAGUUCAUAGCUUAUCACCUACUUGUAAGAAGUGCUGGUUACUAGGCCUAUUUACCUGGUGUUUAACUUAGUAACUAUGUGUUUAUACUUUGUAGAUAACAGAGCCAUCAAAGAUUAUGAGGAUAAAAGAAACAACUUGUUCCAGAGAUUUUCCCUUUAUAAAAUCAACUCAACUGAAGAGAGAGACCAGCUACAGACCAGAUACAACAACCUGACUGCUGAGAGAGACCAGCUACAGACCAGAUACAAUAACCUGACUGCUGAGAGAGACCAGCUACAGACCAGAUACAACACCCUGACUAAAGCGAGAGGUCAUCAUCAGGCAAAGCUUUUUGUGAUAGGUGAGAUAUAAACUGUGAUAAAUUAGAAGUAAAAUCAACAGUAAUUAUUUAUCAAUGGGUUUAUGAGUAUAGAGAUACUGGCUAAGUUUCUCAAUGUGUUCACAUUUGCUCUUCAACAGAGCAGCAUUAUCAGUGGGGAUGGAAAUACUUUGACUCCAGUUUGUACUUCCUCUCCACUGAGAAGAAAACCUGGGAGGAGAGCAGACAGGACUGUCUGGAGAGAGGAGCAGACCUGGUGAUCAUAAACAGCAGAGAGGAGCAGGUGCGAGAGAGAGAGAGAGAGAGAGAGAGGAGAGAGAGAGAGAGAGAGAGAGAGAGAGAGAGGAGAGAGAGAGAGAGAGAGAGAGAAGUGGAGCAAGUAUAAUUUUCAUCAGUACACUAAUAUGUGGGCAGUAUCUUAUAAAUAUAUUAAAAGUGACCGUUUUUUAUCUUUCUCAAAAACAGACAUUUCUCUUCAAUCUCCAACUGAGAGCCUGGAUUGGUCUGACUGACUCUGUUACUGAGGGGACCUGGAAGUGGGUGGACGGCACAUCAUUGACCAAAGGGUGAGAGAUUUGACCAUUCUGGAGAUAAAAAAAACAACAAUGAUAUAUUGCUUCCAAUCAUGUUCAUAAAAAUGUAUGUUUCGACUCGAAUGUCAUUCAAUGAGAACUAUAGAUGUAUUAUAUAAACCAGGUAAUAUUUACAUCUGAAAAUGUAAUUUAAAGAGUGAAAUAUUAAGUGUGUUGAUGGUCACUCUUGAUAAUGGUAUGCUCAUCUUACAGAAUGUGGCUUUGAAGCUGAGAAAACAUAGGGCUAUGUCUAUAAUUGAGGAGGAUGUUUGUACCUCAGUGUCUGACUGUCUGGUUCUCUGUGUUUAGGUACUGGGGGGCAGGACAGCCUGAUGAUGGUGGCCAAGAGGACUGUGUUGAGAUAUACUAUGGACAAGAUGACGCUGUAAAGACAUGGAAUGAUGACAAAUGUGACAAAAAUCAUAACUGGAUCUGUGAGAAAGUGGUGUAAGAAUAACCCACAGUAACAGACUUCUCUUCUUCAUUAUUUCCUUGGUCUUUUCUUUCAAUUUUCCUUUUCUAUGGUGGAUGGUUAACGCACUGUUUGUUUUAGCGGUACCCACUGUUUAUUAUUUUCAAGUUAGGGAGGAAGAGGUCAAAGGUUUAGUUUCCUGGGGUUUGAACGGUGUGGUGUGCGUGAUGGCUCCGAAGCCUAGCGUGGAGGAGACGCUGUCGUUACGGCAUGGAUUCAGGUUGUUCCUGAGAAUGGAGUUAAGGUGGAGGAGGUUCUGCUUGCGGUCGGCGAACAGGUAGGAGCUGAAUUUCUAAAUUCCGCAUCAAGAAUGAACAAAGCUGUGGUUGUGUUUAUGAAAAGAGCAAAUUUGUUGGGUAAGCUCAUUGCUAGUGGAAUAUUUGUAAGCAGUGUGUUGGUGGCAAUUUCUCCUCUUUUUGCUCAGGUUUCUAUAAUGUUUUGGGAAGGUGGGGGGCAGUGAAGAGAGGAGUAUGAGUCUCUGAGUCAAUGUUGGGAUGUGGUAAAAGUCCAAAUUCUGUUUUUUUGUCAACAGUAUACAGCUCUCUCAUCCUCAGAAGCUAGGAGAGCAUUGGGGGAACUCGAGUGUAGUAUUAGUGAGAUGGAUGUAGAGCUGGUGGGGCAAGGCAAUGUAGGCCUCCAGGCUAAUUUAGCUGAACUACGUAGGGACCUGGGCAGUUUUUUCCAGGUUAAAGCAAAGGGAGCACUUGUAAGAGCUAGGUUCUCCAUGCUCAAGGAGAUGGCAGAGACUGGGGACUGGCAAGGGGGUCUGGAGGACUUGUUAGAUUUUAACACUCAGAGUAUGGGGGAGUUUGAGGGGUUUGGAGGUAAAGCCAUCUACAACCUCUGUAUUAAGCUAAGGAACAUUAGGAGCCUAACAGGAGUGAAGGCACAUGAGUGGCAGGGAGUAUGUGGGACGGAGAGUAUGGUGGAUUUUAGAUGGAGGGGGCUCUACAAACUCCCAGCACCAAAGAGUUCAGGGGACCUCCAGUGGAGGGUUCUACAUGGAGCCCUGGCCACUAACAGCUGGUUGGCACGGGUUGAACCGGGAGUUGGACAGGGGUGUCCUUUUGUGUCAUGAGUGAAACUGUGAUUCAUGUGUUUUCUGUGUGCGCCAGGUUAAUGCCAUUAAUGUCUCUGUUGGAAUGUCUGUGUGAGAGGUUGGGGGUGGAGUUUACUGUUGGGACGUUUAUAAUGGUGUACAGGUAUUCAAAUAAGGAGAAGGCCAAAUGUGUGUUGUUGAAUUUUCUGUUUGCUCAGGCAAAGUUGGCUAUUUGGCUAACAAGGAGGAACAGGGUUAAAGGUGGGGGGAUAACAGACCCUUUACUAUUAUUUAAUGGGAUGGUCUCUGCGCGCCUUAGGGUGAGAUUUGAGUUCUAUAAAAUGAUGAAAGUGUGGCGAUGUCUCAGGAGAUAUGGUGUGUUGGGGGGGGGGGGGGGGCAGUCUGUAUAGCUGGGGAAGAUGGGUUGUAUAUACGGUUGUAGAAGUGGUGAGGUUUUGGUUAUUGUGAUGUGUGGUGUUUUGUAUCGUGGGGUAGAGGGCAAGGUGAGUAUGCAGUACAGGGGAUAUUUUUUUUUUUUGGGGGGGGUGGUGGGGGAUGAGGUUUUAAUGAAAUGAGAAUGUAUCAUUAAACAAAGACAAAAAGACAAGAAGUGAAAGUAUCUUUCAUAGCUAUUAUCUUAAAGGUUGGAUAAGGUCCUGAAUGGUUGUGAUGAUUCCACCUAGUGGUUAAAGUGAGAGAUGAACUCACCAUGGAGAUGAAAUAGUGGUAUUACAGACUGUCUCAAAACACAUUGGAGAAUACAAUCCUAUGGGAGUGACCUUGGACCUUCUCCUCUAAUAGGGUUGAAAGGAGGAGAGGAGAUGGGAGGAGAGGAGAUAGGAAGAGAGGAGAUAGGAGGAGAGGAGAUAGGGGGAGAGGAGAUAAGAGGAGAGGAGAUAGGAGGAGAGGAGAUAGGAGGAGAGGAGAUAGGAGGAGAGGAGAUAGGAGGAGAGGAGAUAGGAGAAGAGGAGAUAGGGGGAGAGGAGAUAAGAGGAGAGGAGAUAGGAUGAGAGGAGAUAGGAAGAGAGGAGAUAGGAAGAGAGGAGAUAGGAGGAGAAUAAUCUAGGAAAGACUAAUUGAGAUAGAGCCUUAGUGUCAGAGAGACAUACAGGAGGAAGAAGAAAAUUAAGAGAAUGAGGAAGAGAGAAAAAAUAAGACAAAUAAUAGUUGUGUUUAGAUUUAGAGGAGAGGAUGUAGACAUACUGUGCUCUGGAAAAUGACUCUUCAUUAUUUUAUUACCAACAUGUCAUGUGAUUUGACAUAGGUGUCACAAUACCGAUGUGGAUGUGGUGGAGGAGUCAGGCGCAGGACACAGAGGUAAAGUCCAACAGACUUUAAUAGUCACAAGUAAGAGGAAAACCUCCGACCUCAAAAACAAACAACGAGGCGAGGGAACAAUUACGCAUACGCGUAAACACUAAGAUACAAAACAAAACGGGAGCAAACACGUAGCUCCGAUACUGUGGCAGGAAACAACAACACACAAAAUUACUAGAACAAAACAAGGAACUUAUAGGACACGUAAUCAAGACACAAAUGGACACAGGUGAUACAGACAGACAAAAGAAAUCAAAUGCAGAAACAUAGAGCGGUGGCAGCUAGUACUCCGGGGACGGCGAACGCCGAAGCCUGCCCGAACCAGGAGGAGGAGCAGUCUCGGCCGAAACCGUGACAGUACCCCACCCUUGACGCGCGGCCCCAGCCGUGCGCCGACCCCGGCCUCGGGGACGGCCAGGAGGACGCGGACCCGGGCGCGUGGGAUGCCCAUGGUGAAACUCAGUCAGGAGGGAUGGAUCGAGUAUGUCCCUCCUGGGCACCCAGCACCGUUCCUCCGGACCGUACCCCUCCCACUCCACGAGAUACUGGAGACCACUCAUCCGGCGCCUCGAGUCCAAGAUGGUCCGGACCCUGUACGCCGGGGCCCCCUCGAUGUCCAAAGGGGGCGGAGGGGUCUCUCCUAUCUCAUCUUCUUGGAGUGGGCCAGCUACCACCGGCCUGAGAAGAGACACAUGGAACGAGGGGUUAAUAUUUUUAUACUCUAUAUGCAGUUGUAACCUGUAACACACCUCGUUCAAUCUUCUCAGGACUUUGAAGGGCCCCACAAACCGCCGACCCAGCUUCCGGCAGGGCAGGCGGAGGGGCAGGUUUCGAGUCGAGACCAAGACUCGAUCUCCCGGUGCGUACACCGGUCCCUCACUGCGGUGGCGGUCGGCGCUCGCCUUUUGUUGACGGAUGGCACGCUGCAGAUGGACAUGGGCAGCGUCCCACGUCUCCUCCGAGCGCCGAAUCCACUCGUCCACCGCAGGGGCCUCGAUCUGGCUCUCGUGCCAUGGUGCCAGGACCGGCUGAUAACCUAAAACACACUGGAAAGGUGUUAAAUUGGUGGAGGAGUGGCGGAGAGAGUUCUGGGCCAUCUCUGCCCAGGGGAUGAACCUAGACCACUCCUCCGGCCGGUCCCGGCAAUAGGACCUCAAAAAACUACCCACAUCCUGGUUGACACGUUCCACCUGCCCAUUGCUCUCUGGGUGGUACCCCGAGGUAAGGCUCACCGAGACCCCCAACCGUUCCAUGAACGCCCCCCAAACUCUGGAGGUGAACUGGGGACCUCGGUCAGACACUAUAUCCUCGGGGACCCCAUAGUGCCGGAAAACAUGGGUAAAUAGGGCCUCAGCGGUUUGUAGGGCAGUAGGGAGACCCGGCAUGGGAAGGAGACGACAGGCCUUGGAAAACCGAUCCACAACGACCAAAAUGGUGGUAUUCCCCUGGGAGGGGGGAAGGUCGGUUACGAAAUCCACCGAUAGGUGGGACCAUGGUCGUUGUGGAACGGGCAGGGGAUGUAGCUUACCCCUGGGCAAAUGUCUAGGCGCCUUACACUGGGCACACACCGAGCAGGAGGAGACAUAAACCCUCACAUCCCUAGCUAACGUUGGCCACCAGUAUUUCAUGCUAAGACAGUGCAUGGUCCGGCCAAUACCUGGAUGUCCAGAGGAGGGUGAUAUAUGAGCCCAAUAAAUAAGUCGAUCACGAAUCUCGAGCGGAACGUACGUCCGCCCCACAGGACACUCGGGGGGAGUAGGGUCGGUACGCAGUGCCCGCUCGAUUUCCGCAUCGACCUCCCAUACCACCGGAGCCACCAAACAAGACUCCGGCAGUAUGGAAGUAGGCUCGUUGGACCUCUCCUCUGUGUCAUACCGCCGGGACAGGGCGUCUGCCUUACCAUUCUGGGACCCAGGGAUGUAUGUGAUCUUAAAAACGAACCGGGUUAGGAACAUGUUCCACCUAGCCUGACGAGGGUUCAAUCUCCUAGCUGCCCGGAUGUACUCCAGGUUACAGUGAUCAGUCAGAAUGAGGAAAGGGUGUUGAGCCCCCUCAAGCCAAUGCCUCCACACCUUUAGGGCCUGGACUACGGCUAACAGCUCCCUGUCCCCAACAUCAUAGUUACGCUCCGCCGAGCUGAGCUUCUUGGAGUAGAACGCACAGGGGCGGAGUUUAGGUGGCGUGCCGGACCGUUGUGAUAGAACUGCCCCAAUACCGGUCUCGGAUGCGUCUACCUCUACUUGGAAUGGUAAAGAGGGAUCCGGAUGUGCCAGCACAGGAGCCGAGGUGAACAGGUUCUUUAGUUUGACAAAUGCCCUGUCCGCCUCAGCCGACCACUGCAAACGAACCGGACCCCCCUUUAGCAGGGACGUAAUGGGAGCUGCAACCUGUCCAAAACCCCGAAUAAACCUCCGGUAGUAAUUAGCAAAACCCAAGAACUGCUGCACCUCUUUUACAGUUGUUGGAGUUUGCCAAUUACGCACGGCCGAUACCCGGUCUACCUCUAUCUCCACGCCAGACGCGGACAACCGAUAACCCAAAAAGGAGACGGACUCCUGGAAGAACAGGCAUUUCUCUGCCUUGACAUACAAGUCAUGCUCCAACAGUCUUCUCAACACUCGGCGCACCUGGGCUACAUGCUCGGCUCGUGUAGAAGAAUACACUAGGAUGUCGUCGAUGUACACUACUACACCCUGCCCAUGCAUGUCCCGGAAAAUCUCGUCAACAAAGGAUUGGAAGACUGAAGGAGCAUUCAUUAACCCGUAUGGCAUGACGAGAUACUCGUAAUGACCCGAGGUGGUGCUAAAUGCUGUUUUCCAUUCAUCCCCCUCCCUAAUGCGCACCAGAUUGUACGCGCUCCUGAGAUCCAACUUUUUGAAGAACCACGCUCCACGUAAUGACUCCGUCAUCGUCGCAAUCAGUGGAAGUGGGUAACUGUAUUUCACUGUGAUCUGAUUGAGACUACGGUAAUCAAUACACGGGCGCAAUCCCCCGUCCUUCUUCUUCACAAAGAAGAAACUCGAGGAGACCGGGGAAGUGGAGGACCGUAUGUAUCCCUGUGCCAAGUCUCCAUAGCCGCUGUUUCCUCUUGAGACAGGGGAUACACAUGACUCCGGGGAAGAGCUGCUCCUGUCUGGAGAUUUAUCGCACAGUCCCCUUGUCUAUGAGGAGGUAGCCGUGUUGCCCUCGAUUUGCUAAACACGAGUGCUAAAUCCUCAUACUCAGGGGGAAUGCGCAGUGCGGGCACUUGGUUCGGACUCUCUACCGAGGUCGCCCCUAUGGAAACACCUAGACAUCUCCCUACACACUGGGCAGACCACUCCAUAAGAGCCCUCUGUUGCCACGCUAUGGUAGGAUCAUGGGUGCUUAACCAGGGAAGGCCCAACACCACUGGGUACGCAGGAGAGUCAAUCAGAUAAAACUGAAUAAUCUCCUCAUGACCCCCCUGCGUCGUCAUCGUCAGCGGUGCUGUGACAUCCCUGAUCAGACCCGACCCCAACGGCCGGCUGUCUAAUGCGUGGACAGGGAAUGGAGCUUCUACCGGCCGAAGGGGAAUUCCUAACCUACAACAAAAUGCCCGAUCAAUAAAGUUCCCAGCUGCGCCUGAAUCGACUAGCGCCUUAUGCUGGGAAUGAGGUGCCACCUGUGGAAAUCUCACAGGAAUACUCAUGUGACCAACAGAAAGCUCUGGGUAAGUGGGGUGCCUACUCACCUGAAAUGACACCCCAGUGCGUGGCCUGUUGUCACCUCUCCCAGGAGACCCUCCCCAGCACCUGGCCGCGGUGUGUCCUCCACGACCACAGGUGGUGCAGGGGAUGACCUCCCUCGGGUUCCCUCUCCUCCUCUCUCUAGCGCCAGCACCCCCGAGCUCCAUGGGAAUCGGCUCGGAGGUGCUGGAGGGUGGAAUGGACGACCCCCACUCGGGACGUCCGCGGGUAGCCAGCAGGGUGUCUAGACGGAUGGAGAUGUCCACCAACUGGUCGAACGACAGGUUGGUGUCCCUGCAGGCCAGCUCACGACGAACGUCCUCUCGUAGGCUACACCGGUAGUGGUCGAUGAGGGCCCUCUCAUUCCACCCCGCAUCCGCCGCUAGUGUCCGGAACUCCAGUGCGAACUCCUGUGCGCUCCUCUUCCCCUGUCGGAGGUGGAAUAGACGCUCUCCCGCCGCUUUCCCCUCAGGUGGAUGAUCGAAGACAGCCCUGAAGCGGCGGGAGAACUCCGCGUAGGUGAUGGUUGCGGCGUCUAUUCCCCUCCAUUCGGCGUUGGCCCACUCCAACGCCUUGCCGGAUAGACAGGAGAUGAGGGCGGAGACGCUCUCGUAUCCCGAGGGCGCCGGGUGUAUGGUGGCAAGGUAAAGUUCCACCUGCAGGAGGAAGCCCUGACACCCGGCUGCAGAACCGUCAUAUGCCCUCGGGAGCGAGAGCCGAAUGCCACUGGGUUCCGGUGCUGAGAGAGGAGGACUGGCCGUUGGUGAUGGGAUGGUGUGAGAAGGCAUGGGCACCUCUCGAUUCACCAAUCGGCGCAGCGUGUUGGACACCUCGUCCAUGGCGGCCCCGAGUUGCCGGAUCAUGGUGUCCUGGUAGUUGAUCCGGUCUUCCAGGGAUCCGGGUGCCGCCGCUGUUCCUGCUGACUCCAUGGAGGUGUGUUGUUCUGUCACAAUACCGAUGUGGAUGUGGUGGAGGAGUCAGGCGCAGGACACAGAGGUAAAGUCCAACAGACUUUAAUAGUCACAAGUAAGAGGAAAACCUCCGACCUCAAAAACAAGCAACGAGGCGAGGGAACAAUUACGCAUACGCGUAAACACUAAGAUACAAAACAAAACGGGAGCAAACACGUAGCUCCGAUACUGUGGCAGGAAACAACAACACACAAAAUUACUAGAACAAAACAAGGAACUUAUAGGACACGUAAUCAAGACACAAAUGGACACAGGUGAUACAGACAGACAAAAGCAAUCAAAUGCAGAAACAGCGGUGGCAGCUAGUACUCCGGGGACGGCGAACGCCGAAGCCUGCCCGAACCAGGAGGAGGAGCAGUCUCGGCCGAAACCGUGACAAUAGGCUUAUGCUUCGUACAAAAAAAAGUGGGACCAAUUAUUAACCUGCUUAUCACAUUAAUAAUAAGAAUAACAAAGUCACAUAGUAAUAAAUAAAGGAACAAUGUUCUUUAACAAGGUCUACCAGCUUCCUGAUUGAAUGUGAUUGGAUACUUAAAACAGUGUGACCUGGACACACACAGAGUGAAAAACAGUACUGAGAGUGCACACACACACACACACACACACACACACACACACACACACACACACACACAAACAAACCAAUGACUCCCAACCUUGACUGUACAAGGGACAACGUGUAGGUGACCAAUGGCAAUUGCACCUGUGGAGCUGCCUGCUACAUACCCACUCACUCAUGCAUGGUGUCUAAUGGGGUAUCCACCCGCUCCCUCUCUGUUCUCUGUCUGUGGCCCACAGCAGGUGACAGGAUGUUUCAAGGCUCUAUCCACCAAUAAGAAGGAGACUUGAUAUGUGUCCCAAAUGGCACCAUAUUCUCUAUAUAGUGCACUACAUAGGGAAAUAGGGUGUCCUUAGGGACGCAAGCUUGUAGACCAGACAGUUGUAUGUGAUGUCCUCUCCAUCCCCUGUUCAUUCUCUUCCGUGACAUCUUUCUUUCUAUUUGAAUGUUUUUGGAAGGUUACUUUCAUUCAGUACUGUAUCCAACCAUCAACAUCACUGCUAGCCGACCAAAUAAAGAGAGAGAGAGAGAGAGAGAGAGAGAGAGAGAGAGAGAGAUUUAUGUACAGCCUACAUGAAUUGCGACAUAGUGAACUAUAAAUCUUAACAUUGACAAUGGCUAUUGAGUGAUAUAUAUGAAUAUACAGCGCAUUCGGAAAGUAUUCAGACCCCUUGACUUUUUCCAAAUGUUGUUCCGUUACAGCCUUAUUCUAAAAUGGAUUUUAAAAAAUGUUUAAUCAAGACUCUACAGGCUGGGUGCUGUGUGUUCUACAAGUCACUCUCAACAUCUCUAUGAGGCUGGCUUUUUGUGAGUGAGACUGUAUCCCAAAUUGUACAUUUUUUACAUUUUAGUAAUUUAGCAGACGCUCUUAUCCAGAGCGAGUUACAGUUAGUGAGUGCAUACAUUUUCAUACUGACCCCCCGUGGGAAACGAACCCACAACCCUGGCAUUGCAAGCGCCACGCUCUAACAACUGAGCUACAGGCGACUAUGCCCUAUUUCCCUUUAGUGCACUACUUUUGACCAGAAUAGGCUGCCAGGAUUAGGGUGCAAUUUGGGACAUAGCCUCUAUUUAAUUAUCUCACUACAGCAAGUAUGACAAGAGACCUGUUACAGAUGAGACUUGACAUUACAUAGCUAAUGGCACCUGUAGUUUGAAACAAAAACAAAAAUAGUAGACAACGUCCAUAGAGAAUUGAGAUCUAGGAUCAACUUCCCUCCCCCAAUCCUAACCUUAACCAUUUAGUGGGGGAAAUGCAAAACUGACCCAAGAUCAGCGUCUAGGGGAAACAUCACUGACUCCAUAUUUAUUAUUUUAGCCUGCUCCACUAAAGAGAGAGACCAAUUAGAGGCCUGUUACAACACAACCGGCCUGGCACAAGACAGAGACCAGCCAGAUACCAGUAGUGGUAUCACUGACCUGUGUACAGAGAGAGACCAGCUGCUGAAGGAGAGAGUCCAGUGCCGGCAGAACAGAAACCAGCUAGAGAAAGGGAUAGAACAGUUCCUGAUGGAGAGAGACCAGUUACAGAGGGAGAGAGACCAGUUCCUGAGGGACAGAGAUCAGUUACUGAUGAAGAGAGACCAGUUACAGAGAGUGACCAGUUACUGAGGGAGAGAGACCAGUUACUGAGGGAGAGACCAAUUACAGAGUGAGAGAGACCAGUUACUGAGUGAGAGAGAACAGUUACAGAGGGAGAGAGACCAGUUACUGAGGGAGAGAGACCAGUUACUGAGGGAGAGAGACCAGUUACUGAGGGAGAGAGACCAGUUACUGAGGGAGAGAGACCAGUUACUGAGGGAGAGAGACCAGUUACUGAGGGAGAGAGACCAGUUACAGAGGGAGAGAGACCAGUUACUGAGGGAGAGAGACCAGUUACUGAGGGACAGAGACCAGUUACUGAGGGAGAGAGACCAGUUACUGAGGGAAAGAGACCAGUUACAGAGGAAGAGAGACCAGUUACUGAGGGAGAGAGACCGGUUACUGAGGGAGAGAGACCAGUUACUGAGGGACAGAGACCAGUUACUGAGGGACAGAGACCAGUUAUUGAGGGAGAGAGACCAGUUACUGAGGGACAGAGACCAGUUACUGAGGGACAGAGACCAGUUACUGAGGGACAGAGACCAGUUACUGAGGGACAGAGACCAGUUACUGAGGGACAGAGACCAGUUACUGAGGGAGAGAGACCAGUUACUGAGGGACAGAGACCAGUUACUGAGGGAGAGAGACCAGUUACUGAGGGACAGAGGCCAGUUAUUGAGGGAGAGAGACUAGUUACUGAGGGACAGAGACCAGUUACUGAGGGAGAGAGACCAGUUACUGAGGGACAGAGACCAGUUACUGAGGGACAGAGACCAGUUACUGAGGGAGAGAGACCAGUUACUGAGGGAGAGAGACCAGUUACUGAGGGGGAGAGACCAGUUACUGAGGGAGAGAGACCAGUUACUGAGGGAGAGAGACCAGUUACUGAGGGGGAGAGGGUCAGGGUCAGUGUUCUGACCAAUGAGAAGGUAGAGCUGGAGAAGAGGCUCUCUGAGUGUGGAAAGUAGUCAACUCAGUCACUAGGACUGCAUCCCUCUUCUCCAUCCUUCCUUCUCCUGAAGUGUGCACUUGAAGUGUGCACUUAGACACUUAGGUCACAUUUCCCACACACACUUCUCAAUAACUCUUCACACUGAUGCCUAUAUGGCCAUCGAGCGCAAGCCAUCACAUGACUUCCUUAUGAACGAUGCCACUAACAGUAUAACCUUACAGAGUAUAACUUCCUGCUACAAGUUGAUUGGACCCUUAAAACGUUCUAUCAACUGUAGUGGACCACAGACAGAGAUAAAAGGUACCUGGUGGAGAAGCACAUUAGACCAACUUCUCAACUACUUGUCAGUACAGUUAGAAUCAUAUAGUAGAUAUUACCAUUAGGAGUCAGUUAGAAAGGUAAUCAUUCAGUAGAUAUUACCAUUAGGAGUCAGUUUGAAAGGUAAUCAUACAGUAGAUAUUACCAUUAGGAGUCAGUUAGAAAGGUAAUCAUACAGUAGAUAUUACCAUUAGGAGUCAGUUAGAAAGGUAAUCAUACAGUAGAUAUUAACAUUAGGGGUCAGUUAGAAAGGUAAUCAUACAGUAGAUAUUACCAUUAGGAGUCAGUUAGAAAGGUAAUCAUACAGUAGAUAUUAUCAUUAGGAGUCAGUUAGAAAGGUAAUCAUACAGUAGAUAUUACCAUUAGGGGUCAGUUAGAAAGGUAAUCAUACAGUAGAUAUUACCAUUAGGGGUCAGUUAGAAAGGUAAUCAUACAGUAGAUAUUACCAUUAGGGGUCAGUUAGAAAGGUAAUCAUACAGUAGAUAUUACCAUUAGGAGUCAGUUAGAAAGGUAAUCAUACAGUAGAUAUUACCAUUAGGAGUCAGUUAGAAAGGUAAUCAUACAGUAGAUAUUACCAUUAGGAGUCAGUUAGAAAGGUAAUCAUACAGUAGAUAUUUCAAUUAGGAGUCAGUUAGAAAGAUAAUCAUACAGAGUCAGUUAGAAAGGUAAUCAUACAGUAACUAAGAAAGCUCUCUAUCACAGAGAUUGAAGCACCUCUGUGAUAAAACGCAAUCACUGGGCCUCAGGCAGAUUGCACACACACAUGCACGCACACGCACACAAACACACUUACACAAACACUUGACCAAAACACUGAAAAAUGCUAACUGAUAGCAAGUCAAUUAUGCAAAUAGAUGUACGCUUUAAGGGUAUUUAGAGUUAUUAAAGAGGCAAUCUGCUGUUCAACCUAAACAAAGCGGUCAACCAGCCACUGAUUUGGUAAAAGGCUGAGGAAUGGGGCUGGAGAAAUGUAACCACUCUCAAAUUCAUAGACAGAGCUAUGGAUGCAUCAACUGAUCAUCCAUCAGAUCAACAUGAUACUUUUAACCAUGUUUUGAGGCUAUACAUACAGUUUGUUUACAAUAUCAUUGUUUACAAACAAUGGAGUAAAAAAGCGUAUAUUUUGGGUUCUGAUGGGGUACGACUGUUGAACUAACUAAGCUCAUGAGGCAUUUAUAAGUUAUCAUCGUCAUGAACCGGCUCAAAGUUCGUAACAAAAGGGAGACAACGUGGAGACAAGGAAUACCAAAAUAUAUAUUUAUUAACUAAAGUAAACUAAGUACAAUUAACAAUGGUGUGUGUAAUCAGUAAUGUAAGUGAGUGCAUAAUAAUGCAAGGUGUUGAAAGGUGCCAAAGCAAACAACCAAAAAGCCACAAAAAUACCACAACAAACAUCAAUAAAGGUGUCUGCAUGGAGAGAGUUCCCCCAAUGAAUGUGGAAGAGGUCCAUUUAUCCUGGGACACACCCGGGCCCAGGUGUUUCCCAUGUAGCUGACGACCCUCCCAACUCCGCCCACCGGCAUCCUAAUAAGGAAACAAGAGCAAAGAGAGAGAAUACGGCAGACAGAGUGGGAGGGUCGUCACAUCAUCAUUAAGAAUGGAUUGGCUCCUAUUGUGGCUGAUGAUGUCACACCCACACCCUCUCAUACAUGUGUGUGUGUGUUUGUGUGUGUGAACGUGCAUGUAAUUGUGUGUGGGUAUGUGUGUGUGUGCGUGCAUGUGCACAUCUGUGUGUGUGGGGAUGUGUGUGUAUGUUCUUACAUCAGUGUGUAUCUCCUCAGGACCUGAGGAUUCAGGGAGAAGACUCUACAGGAUGGGUGCUGUGAGCUUUGGGAUGCUGUGUGUUCUACAAGUCACUCUCAACAUCUCCCUGAGACUAGUCUGGGAGUGUAUUGUUAUCUAAUCAUUACACUAUAUCAGACUUUCACAACAAGGUCCUAUAUUCAGAUGUAAUCUGUGUACAUUAGCUAAGUUCCUCCUCUGUUACAGACCAGUUACAACAACCUGACUGAAGAGAGAGGCCAUCUUCAGGCAAAGCUUUUUGUGAUAGGUGAUUAACUGGAAGUAAAAUCAACAGUAAUUAUAUAUCAAUGGGUUUGUGAGUAUAAAGAUACUGGCUAAAUUUCUCAAUGUGUUCACCUUUGCUCUUCAACAGAGCAGUAUUGUCAAGAUGAAUGGAGAUACUUUGAUUCCAGUUUCUACUUCCUCUCCACUGAGAAGAAAACCUGGGCUUCCUCCAUCCUUCCACCAUUUUAAAGUAGUCAAAGUAGUCAACUGGGUGGGUUUUCCUAUUGGUUGUAGCCUCCAUGGUGCUACCCAUACUGUCACAGACCCUAUAAGGGUACAGAUAUAAAGAUGAGUCCUCUAUCUAUCUCUAUGGGUCAAGGUUACAGUAAUAGAAGGAAGAAACUGAGCUUGUAGAAAACAGCCAGUAGGGGGAGACAAACACUUAUAAAAGUAGGUAUUAUACCCAACAUGAGGGACUUUUCUGACCAGCAUCCCAUUGACAAGCAGAUUUCAGACAAAACCUAAAACUGACCCUUACCUUAACCCUAACUUUCACCUAAUUUUAACUAAUUCAGAAACUGAACAGAUUAUAAAUAUAUCAUUAAAUAGAAUUAGGUUCAUGAAUUUUAAAAUUAAGCCUUUUUCUUUACAGAUGUCCUGUUGUACAUUAUAUCCAUGGAUGAAAAGUGGCUUGUGUUUUUAGGACAGAUGCAGUGUGUAAGGCCUGCAUACAAUAUAAAUAAUGACUUCCUUUAAUAACAGCUUCCUGUGUGUCUGUCUGUCUGUCAGUGGUUGGUGGAUAUUAGCAGACCUGGGUCAUGUAUUCAUUAGGGCACACCGUAGCUAAAUGUUUUACAACGUCAAAUGAAAACACGUUAUUCUUAUUGGACAGGAAUAGUUAGUCCCUCCCUGUUUCAGUUUGCUUUCUUCCAUUUGGUGCCUAAUGAAAACGACCCAAAUACUUUAGCUGUGCUUGGUUGAGCUUGCCUGGCUUAAUGGAACCAAUAGAAUAGUCCCAACGCUCAAAGUAUUUGACAGAUUUCAAAUAACUCAGGUCUGGUUAUUUAUUUAUUUUUUUAAACAUCCAGAGACAUUGUUGAGAUGUAUACAUCCAAUAUGUUAAUCAGUGAUAUAGAGCAGUAAGAGACCAUAUAAGAGGGUGUGUUUACCUGGGGUAUGUGGGUGGAACUUCCCCCAGUAGACCAGGAAGUUACUCAGGAAUCAGAUAAAAAUGUGAAAAGAAGAAGAAAGUGACCCAACUAUAAACAGCCAGGACAUUUUUCGGUUCCACAAAUUCAUGUAAAUGUUGUUGUUGCUAUCUUCCUCUUUUGAUAUUUGAUAGUUCCUGUGUGCUGGGGAUAACCCCCACCUACAACAGGAUCCAAAGCAGUCAGCUUCAGACACAGAUACAGGGCAGAGAUACUCUCCAGAACCAGUGGAUUUGCCUUAGGUACUUUAAGGCAGGGUUUCCCAAGCUCGGUCCUGUUGUCCCCCCUGUGUGCACGUUUUGGUUUUUGCCCUUGCACUACACAGCUGAUUCAAAUCAUCAAAGCUUGAUAAUGAGUUGGUUAUUUGAAUCAGCUGUGUAAUGCUAAGGCAAAAAACUAAAAGUGCACCCAGUGGGGCCCCAGGACCGAGUUUGGGAAAGACUGCUUUAAGUCACCGUAACUAUAGUCAGAAAACAUUGUUGAAGAUUUCUGAGGCCAUCUAGGCCAAGCCUUAUAUGACCAAGUAGGUUUGACAGAUGUGAGAUGGAGGAGAGGAUUGUUGAUAUCUACAUCAGUACAGACACCCUGAGAGACAGACACCCUGAGAGACAGACACCCUGAGAGACAGACACCCUGAGAGACAGACACCCUGAGAGACAGACACCCUGAGGGACAGACACCCUGAGGGACAGACACCCUGAGGGACAGACACACUGAGGGACAGACACCCUGGGGGACAGACACCCUGAGGCACAGACACCCUGAGAGACAGACACCCUGUGGGAACGGUGAGAUCAGCACCAUGACACAUCUGCAGUAAGGCCAGCUACAGACCAGUUACAACACCCUUACUGAGGAGAGAGACCAGCUACAGGCCAGUUACAACACACUUACUGAGGAGAGAGACCAGCUACAGACCAGUUACAACACCCUUACUGGGGAGAGAGACCAGCUACAGACCAGUUACAACACCCUUACUGGGGAGAGAGAUCAGCUACAGACCAGUUACAACACACUUACUGAGGAGAGAGACCAGCUACAGACCAGUUACAACACCCUUACUGGGGAGAAAGACCAGCUACAGACCAGUUACAACACCCUUACUGAGGAGAGAGACCAGCUACAGACCAGCUACAACAACUUAACUGAAGAGAGAGACCAGCUACAGAUCAGUUACAACACCCUUAUUGAGGAGAGAGACCAGCUACAGACCAGCUACAACAAACUACCUGAAGAGAGAGAACAGCUACAGACCAGUUACAACACCCUUACUGAGGAGAGAGACCAGCUACAGACCAGCUACAUCAACCUAACAGAAGAGAGAGACCAGCUACAGACCUAUUACAACACCCUUACUGAGGAGAGAGACCAGCUACAGACCAGGUACAACAACCUAACUGAAGAGAGAGAUAAGCUACAGACCUGGUACAACAACCUGACUAAAGAGAGAGGCCAGCUACAGACCAGUUACAACAACCUUACUGAGGAGAGACCAGCUACAGACCAGCUACAAUUACCUAACUAAAGAGAGAGACCAGCUACAGACCAGUUACAACAACCUAACUGAAGAGAGAGACCAGCUACAGACCAGUUACAACACCCUUACUGAGGAGAGAGACCAGCUACAGACCAGCUUCAACAACCUAACUGAAGAGAGAGAUAAGCUACAGAGCAGUUACAACACCCUGACUAAAGAGAAAGACCAGAUACAGACUGAGAGAGAUUUUAUUAGCAGGAGGCUUACCAAUUGCAGUGAGUAAACCUACAGUAAUAAAAUAUUAUUAAUCCCACACACUUUAUUGUUUGUCUGUAUGAUUUUAUUAAGUGUCCAGUGUGAUAAGUUGAAAGAAAUUCAUGUUUCAUCUUGUAGAACAAACUUGUCCUGAAGGCUGGCAGAAGUUUGAAUCCAGUUGGUACUUCCUGUUUACUGAGACUAAAACCUGGAAGGAGAGCAGAGAGGACUGUUUGGAGAGAGGAGCAGAUCUG